AUGCCACUUGAAGUUUAUCACCUCCAGCUCUCUCAGUCGGAGAGAAUUGUAUGGCUCAUCGAGGAGAUGGGAAUUCCCUACAACUUGCACGUCUUCAAGCGAAAUCCCCAAACUGCUCUAGCACCGGAUGAGUUGAAGGCGAUCACACCAUAUGGUACUGCGCCCUAUUUUAGAGACACAUCAAAGAUUCCCGAAGUCGCCUUGUCAGAGUCGUCAGCCAUAGUUUCGUAUAUUGUCUCCGUGUUCCCUUCCGCGCCUGGUCACCCGCGUCUCAUCAGAACCCCGGAUGAUCCGGACUACUCGACUUACCUACAAUGGUUUCAUUACGCCAACGGUUCCCUCCAACCUUCCAUCGCGCAACAAAUAACGAUGAUACUCUCCGGACUUGGUGAAAGUAUCGCUACGAAGAUCUACCGCAGCCGACUCCUCAACCAGCUCAAGCUAGUUGAUGAGCAUUUAGCGAAGAGCAAGUGGUUUGCAGGCGAGGAGCUUAGUGCUGCGGACUGUAUGAUAAUGUUCAGUCUUUCGACGCUGCGCGGUUUCAGCCCGGUUGACCUAGGCCCGUAUCCAAAUAUUUUAAGAUGGAUGAAGGACGUAUCGUAA
Molecule: messenger RNA, 603 nt
Organism: Truncatella angustata
Lineage: Eukaryota; Fungi; Ascomycota; Sordariomycetes; Amphisphaeriales; Sporocadaceae
Product: glutathione S-transferase domain-containing protein
Exons: 2
Coding region: 1-603 (200 amino acids)
Source: RefSeq, a predicted model, not a curated record